GCGCCUGCCCGGACCGUCGAGGGACCACAGCAGCAGCUGCGCGUCAUGGAGACGGCGGCCCUGUCCACCGGAAUUGCUAUGACCAACGCGCUGCCAGCCAUGGCAACCUGGAGUGAGGGCUCUGAGCCAGGCUUGACCUUUGCCGUUUUCCUGGUGGGCUUGGUGAUCUCUCAGGCACGCAAGUUGGUGGAGAACAGGUGGCUGAAUUGA
Symbiodinium pilosum is the source of this 210-nucleotide messenger RNA. NCBI's taxonomy places the organism in Eukaryota, Dinophyceae, Suessiales, Symbiodiniaceae. The record is from the annotation of a GenBank genome assembly.